Molecule: messenger RNA, 1732 nt
Organism: Suncus etruscus (white-toothed pygmy shrew)
Lineage: Eukaryota; Metazoa; Chordata; Mammalia; Eulipotyphla; Soricidae
Gene: LETM2
Product: leucine zipper and EF-hand containing transmembrane protein 2
Exons: 11
Coding region: 164-1636 (490 amino acids)
Biological process (GO): intracellular monoatomic cation homeostasis
Cellular component (GO): mitochondrial inner membrane
Molecular function (GO): ribosome binding
Source: RefSeq, a predicted model, not a curated record
CACUCCUAAGGCUGAGUUCAGAUGAACUGAACAAGUCCAGUUCAAAAUGCCACCUCUGAGGGCCAGGUUUCUGCCCAGGAGAGACCUGCGGGACUUCCUGACUAGACGCAGGAGAGCUGAGAGGACAGAAUAAGAUAGUCCUUCUAGUGACUAUAUGUAAAUAAUGGCUUUCUACAUUUAUAAUACAGUCUUAGCUCUUGGCCGGACGAGAUUCCUUAGCCAUUUUGUCCACUCAACCUGUGCUCCCUAUUUCCCAUCACUUGAGUUUCAUCACUUGCCAGGUUCCCAUUUAAACAGAACAAUUAUGAAGAAAUAUGGAAGCAAGAAGUUCUACCCUAGUCAGUCAGGCAAUAAAGUGCCUCAUGUAUACACUAGAAUAAGACAAAAUCUACACACAUCAACUCGCUGGCUACAAGAGAUCCCUGGUAAACCUCAGCAAGAGCAAGCUACCAAAAAGUCACAGAUAACAAGACUUCAACCAACAAAAGAAACAGGCAUGAAGACUAAGGAAUCAAAGCAACCUCUUAGACAAAAAAUCGUGGAUGAAUGUAAAUAUUAUUAUAAUGGGUUCCAUUUGCUUUGGAUUGACACCAAAAUUGCUGCCAGGACGGUUUGGAACCUGUUGCAUGGACAGGUGCUGACCAGACGAGAGAGACGAAGGCUGUUGAGAACUUGUGCUGAUAUCUUCCGCCUGCUUCCAUUUAUGAUAUUCAUAUUGGUACCCUUCAUGGAAUUCUUACUGCCACUGUUUCUGAAACUUUUCCCAGAGAUGUUGCCAUCAACUUUUGAAAGUGAAUCUAAAAAGGAAGAAAAACAGAAAAAGAAAAUGGCUGCAAAGUUGGUUCUAGCAAAAUUUCUUCAAGAAACAGUUACAGAAAUGGCCUGGAGGAACAGGGCCAAGUUGGGAGAUGCUUCUACGCAGUUCUCAUCCUACAUCAAGCAGGUUCAGACAGGACACAAGCCCAGCACCAAGGAGAUUGUUCGCUUUUCAAAACUAUUUGAGGAUCAGCUAACUCUGGAACACCUAACCCGACCUCAGCUUGUUGCCCUUUGCAAACUGCUAGAAUUGCAGUACUUUGGAACCAACAAUUUACUCCGCUUUCAACUCCUGCUGCAACUGAUGUCUAUAAAAACAGAUGAUGAAGCAAUUGCCAAAGAAGGUGUGAAUGCUUUGAGUGUGCCAGAACUACAAGCUGCCUGUAGGGCUCGAGGGAUGAUAUCCUUGGGUCUUACUGAGGAACAAUUGAGACAACAGCUUACAGAGUGGCAGGACCUCCACCUGAAAGAGAAUGUGCCGCCUUCUCUAUUGCUCCUGUCACGAACAUUUUAUCUACUAGAUGUGAAGCCAAAGCCAGUUGAGAUCCCACUAACUGUGAAGACUACAAAGGCAAACAUUCCUAUGAAAUCACUUACUUCCUCUGCUUCUAAAGAGAACUUGGUGGAUGUAGCACCUGAACUAAAGGAAUCUAAGGAUGAAGAAGUUACACAGGUACCACCAGUCUCAUCAUCAUCUAUAACAUCAUCUGUCACUAUUUCAUUACCUAAAGAAUCCAUCACUUCUGCUAAUGAAGCUGCCACAUCACAAGAGAAAACCCAGAAAUGCAAGGUUAAUUCAAAAGGUGCACAAGACUACUGAAAGAUAAAGCUCAUUCUCUUCAACUGCCUGCCCUUAAGCAAUGGUAGCCUCCAGACCUCCCAACUAAGACUAUCAGUGUCCAUCUGAGGUAGAGGG